AUGGAGGACGCCCCGCCUCCGAUCCACGGCAGUAACACUGCGGCUGCUGCUUGUCCCUUUCCGCUGCUUCUUCUGCUUGCCGCUGCCGCCGCUGUGCCAACACUCAGCAAUGGGUACAAGAGAGAGGCCUAUAUCAACUGGCAUGUUCCUGUCAGUAUAUACAUACACUCUGCUUGUCCGUAUACUUUGUACCAGGGACAUGCUGUAUGCACUCUCCCUCUUUUGUGUUGGUUGCUGAUGUGUCGGCACCACGCGUGUAUUAUGGGUUGGGAUAAGAAAUUGUUUGACUUCUUCUGGAGUAUACAGUGGGGUGUUUGUGUGCGUGUGCGAGGGAUCUGUGUGGUUUUGAUUUCCCUAUUUUUAUUUAGCUGCUUUGGCAUUGUGUAA
This is a messenger RNA of Trypanosoma cruzi, 387 nucleotides long. RefSeq lists its product as uncharacterized. NCBI's taxonomy places the organism in Eukaryota, Euglenozoa, Kinetoplastea, Trypanosomatida, Trypanosomatidae. The record is from RefSeq and is a predicted model, not a curated record. The coding region runs from base 1 to 387 and encodes 128 amino acids. The transcript has a single exon.